This is a messenger RNA of Maylandia zebra (zebra mbuna), 5066 nucleotides long. Lineage: Eukaryota; Metazoa; Chordata; Actinopteri; Cichliformes; Cichlidae. The record is from RefSeq and is a predicted model, not a curated record.
CGGAGGCUGAGGCAGAGAGAGUUAGAGUGAGCGAACAGAAGCUUGAAGCGACAGUGUGCGAGCCUGAUUGAAAGCCGACCAGGCUUUAAAGAAAGGAGCAGCAACUAGCCAUGUUGGCUUUUAUUUGCAAUCACUAGCCCUCGUGCUUCUGCUGCAUGCUGCAGCUUGCUUUGCGAAUGUUGCAGUGCAGGUCACCUCCUUCUCUUUUGGGAAAAAUGAGGAACCCCAGGGAGGUGUGAAUUUCUGGCACAAGUGCUCAGCACUGCGGCAUCUUGAUCCGAGCGAAGGAAUGUAGCAGAGAGGUUGGAGAAAGCCGAGACGAUCAUCCAUCCAGACUUCGGUUCCCGACCAUCCGUCAGCCUGUGCGUGUCUCUCUUCCCUUCUUCUCCCUGUGCAUCUCUCCUGGUCUGUGUAUGGGAGGUGAGGCACUGGCAGGCUGUCAGUCAGCAUGCGGCGGUGUGAACGGGCAGCCCAGUGCCCACAACACGCUAUGGAUAUCAGACACUCCUCGCUGUACUAAUGAAAGGCUUCAAGCUCGCCUGCACUGCCAGUAACUCAAACAAGAGCACGCCCGCCUGCUCACCAGUCCUGCGUAAACGCUCGCGCUCUCCCACACCACAGAGCCAGGAGGGUGAGAACAUGGUGGAGAAGGGUUCAGACCACUCCUCUGACAAGUCCCCCUCCACGCCUGAGCAGGUUGUCCAGAGAACGUACUCCGUGCAGUCGGCGCGAAGCGGGGGAAAGAACUCAAAGUCUCACAAGCGUCUUUCCAAAUAUGACAGGCUAAACCUGAUUAAAAAGAGCCAAAGCUGGUACAACCAUGAAAGACAACACAUCCUGAGAGUGCUGAGCCCGACAUACAAGCAGCGCAAUGAGGACUUUAGGAAACUCUUCAAGCAGCUCCCUGACACAGAGAGACUCAUUGUGGACUACUCCUGUGCUCUUCAGCGGGACAUCCUCCUGCAGGGACGACUCUACCUCUCUGAGAACUGGAUCUGUUUCUAUAGCAACAUCUUCCGCUGGGAAACGCUGCUGACGGUGCGGCUAAAGGACAUCUGCUCAAUGACAAAGGAGAAGACCGCCCGGCUCAUUCCCAAUGCCAUCCAGGUCUGCACGGACACUGAGAAGCACUUCUUCACCUCGUUCGGAGCCAGGGACAGGACGUACAUGAUGAUGUUUAGACUGUGGCAGAAUGCGCUGCUCGACAAGCCUCUGUGCCCCAAAGAGCUCUGGCACUUUGUUCAUCAGUGCUAUGGCAACGAGCUCGGCCUGACCAGUGACGACGAGGACUACGUUCCUCCCGAUGAUGACUUUAACACCAUGGGGUUCAGUGAGGAGAUUCCCAAUGAGGAGAAUGAGAUCAACAAUGAUAACUUGUCCAAGAACAACGUAGAAGCCAAGCCUGAAGGGAGCCCUCCUCCUGUACAAAAGAAGCUCAUCCCAAACAGCACCAUCCCCACCCCUGGCAACCACGAUACCAUCACAUUUGACCUCCCAGCUGAGGAAUAUGCAGACUGCCUGCCAGAUGGUGAUCUGCUGGCUGUCCCUCUGGUGGUGGAGGAAAAGAAUGAGACCAGUGGGCCUGCUGGUCCUGUCCCAUCACCGUCACUGGACUUCAAUGACAAUGAAGACAUCCCCACUGAGCUCAGUGAUUCUUCAGAAACACACGACGAGGGAGAGGUACAAGCCUUCCAUGAGGAUCUCAAUGGCAGGCAGCAUAUCAAUGAGAUCUACAAGUUCAGUGUGGACAAGCUGUAUGACAUCCUUUUCACGGAGUCUCAGUUCAUGAGUGAUUUCAUGGAGCAGAGGCGAUUCUCAGAUAUAGUGUACCAUCCAUGGAAGAAGGAGGAAGAUGGGAACCAGACCAGAGAAAUCAUGUACACCAUCUCUCUGUCCAACCCCCUGGCUCCCAAAACAGCCACAGUCACUGAGACACAGACUCUAUACAAAGCCAGUCAGGAGAGUGAGUGUUACAUCAUUGAUGCUGAGGUCAUCACACACGACGUCCCCUAUCAUGACUACUUCUACACUCUCAACCGCUACAUGCUCACGAGGGUGGCCAAGAACAAGUGUCGGUUACGGAUAUCAACAGAGCUGCGUUACAGGAAACAGCCAUGGGGGCUGGUAAAAGGCUUCAUAGAGAAGAACUUCUGGAGUGGGCUUGAAGAAAACUUCCGCCAUCUUGAGUUGGAGCUGUCCAAGCUGGAGGAGAUACUCAUGGAGACUCACCAGCUGUCUCCAAAGGCAAAAGUGGUGAAGAACUCCACGGUGAGGCGCAAGAAGAGGCCGCUUCCCCACAUGCGCAGCCAGCAUCUGGAUGAGGCCCUCAGCCCCGUUACCACGCCGACAGAUGAGGAAGUGAUCCAGAGGAUCAAACACGUGGCCGGCUCCACGCAAACGAGACACCAGAGUCCAGAACACCUGCCCGGAGGCUUCGCUCUGUACAGCGUCUCCAAACUGCUGCUCAUCAUCAGCUUUGUGAUCUGUCUCAGCCUGGUCCUGCUUGUGUUCCUCAACAUGAUGCUUUUCUACAAACUGUGGAUGCUGGAGUACUCUGCGCAGUCCUUAACAACCUGGCAAGGUCUGCGGUUUCAUGAAAGUAAACUGCCUCAGACGCAGAUGGAGUGGGCCCAACUCCUGGAGGCACAGCAGCGGUACCACGAUGCUGAGCUGCAAAAGUGGAGGGAGAUUAUCAAGUCAUCCGUAGUGCUGCUGGACCAGAUGAAAGACUCUUUAUUGAACCUCCAGAGAGGCAUUGGUUUAAGGGACUACCCCUCUGAGACUGAGGAGAAACGCAGUCGCUAUCACUGACACACUACCAUCAGGCCAUGAGGGCAUGCUGUGCAAUACGGGACCUGUUUUCUUUUUGAACCAGUAUGCCGUCAGCGGCAAGACAGAGAGAGAACAGAGAGGGGUGGUGGGACCAAUAGUGAGCGGAUCCAUGGACAUAAAGAGAGGAACAGUCAUCUCUAGCGUAUGGAAGUUAAAACCACCCCCAGAGGACGAAACCACGGACAGAAAGGGUCCCGAUCACACACAGGAAUCGAGCUAUCCCCAACAAGAGGAGGUGCAAGACUUGCUUCCUCUAAACACCUUGGGGAUAACCGUUUCCUUCUACUCUCUUUAUUUCCAAGUGCAUCCUACUGUAAGCUAUGUGAGCCAGGAGCGUGGCGGAGAGAGCGAAGGAAAACUACUGCAUGCAUUUAGACAACCUAUCUCCCCUCAGUCAGUGUUAAUGUGGUCCAGUUCCAGUCUAUGUGUGUCUGAAAAAGAACAGAAGAAGAGGAGAGAUUGAGUCAAAGAAAAGGGGAGGGGGAUCCUUUUGAGUCUUAACGGCUUUCUACACUCUCCGACUGUUCCAAAUCAAUCGUACCCUAGAGGUCCUCGCUGCAGCGUCCCUUCAGUAAACCUCCAGGUGAUCAGAGGACAGGUUCACUCCACGAGAAAAGACGUAUUGUAGCUGGGAGAUCAGCUUCACUGAUCAGCCCUUAUUGCCUUGUUUGAGCCUGGACUGUGUGGUUUCUGUCCGGGCUGGUUCCCUGACAUACCGAUGAGUAGAGCGUAAGAUUGAUAAGAUGCGAUUCGCAGGCUCGGUUUCUCCCGUCACAGUGUUACCUACCUUAUGUCGCAUUAUUUCUCAUCCUUCUGAUGAAGUCGAAUGUAUUAGUCUGGGGGAAAAAAGAAAAGAAAAAGGCUGGACUUUGAUCACAACUUGAUAAACUUUGAAACGGGGACGCUGCAGCUAGACCGACCAGUAGGGAGUCCUGUGUUCUUACAUGUUUUAUUACUAAACUGUGAUUAUAUCUCUUUAAAAAUGUUUCAGAUUGGAAAGAGGUCAUGAAUAUAUUUGAAAUAUAUAAGAAUAUUUCAUUAUUAUAUAAUAUAUAUACAUAUAUAUAUAUAUUUAAAAAUAUAUAAAAAACAUUACCUAUAUUUAUUGUUAAUUUAUGUACAUACAGAAAUGAUCAGAGCUCUAGACCAGUUAAAGAAUUUCUAACAAAAAGUGUUUUCUUCUAAAGAUGCAUGCCAGAUAUGUCUGUGACAUGUCCAGUGUGCAAGUAUGAUUCUUCAUUCGCGCGAUUAUGUUCGCGCACGUGAGCGUGUGUGUGUGUGUGUGUGUGUGUGUGUGUGUGUGCAGGAAUUUUUACCAUUCCACAUGUCUAUGUUUCUUUUCUGGCUCUUCCAGCUGGACUGCCUUCUUUUCUUUUUUUAAUGCUGAUGUGUUUGGAUGCUGCCUUGCAUUUGUCCCACCAGGGUGCAGCUGCACAUUUGAAGAGUUUUGUUCCAAAAUGAUGUAUCAGACAGCUGGAAACAGCCACGAUCGAUUGGUUAGGUAGUGUCACAUGCACAUUUGGCUAAGAAGCUAAACGAUGCCUGGCUCGACCGCAGGAGGAAACACAAACCCCUUUGAGGUUGUGUCAGUAAGAGCAUCUCGCUUAAAAUCAAAAAUAACCGGAGCUACCUGCUGUGACAACCCUUUCUAAAUAAGGGCAGGCAAAAAAAGUAAAAAUAUAUAUUUUUUGCAGUUUGCAAAAAUGAAAUGGAUACAUGCUAUUUUGGAAAUGAACCCUUCGUGCCCCCUGUGAGCAACUCUUCUGUUCAUUUCACCACAUUAGCUGCCGCUGUUUGCUAAACAGGAAGAGGUUUUGGCAUUUUAGGAAAUCUGCACAUUUGCUGUAAGGUUGGAUGAUAUGAUCAGAUGCUACUGUCACGUGUGUAAACUAAGUAAGUAAAUAAGAAACAAAAAGAAAUUAAGCCUGACAGUUUUUGUUCAUUCUUUGUAAGUUUAGAUCUACCUUCAUAUUUGGCAUCUUGGUAGGAUCUUUUCAUCUUACUCUCAGUAAAAAAAUAAAUAAAAAGUGAGAGCAUAAGCACAUUCCUCAAAAUCGAAACCUCUUCCUUUAAAAAUACCUGCGUUAACUCAAAAUGUACUCUACCUUUCCCCGUUUCAAGUGUCUGUCUUGGAUGCAGUGAAAGCAUGAGAAUUAACUUUAUGCAACUAAAUUGAACCAAAAGAAAGUAGAAAUGUACUUUCACAGAGGACGUAUUGUUUUAAAUUAAGUAUU